AUGGACAACGGCGUCGGCACGGCGACGCUGCUCGAGCUCGUGCACGCCUUCCGGCAGCUGUCCGUCGAGGAGCACCUGUGGCACCCGGGCGCGAGCAUCGUGUUCGCGAGCUGGAGCGGCGAGGAGUUCGGCAAGAUCGGCUCGACGGAGUUCCUCGAGCAGUUCGGGGGGGAGCUCCGCGGCCGCGCGGUGGCGUACGUGAACGUGGACGCGCCCGUGCGCGGCGACCACGCGCUCUACGUCGCCGCGUCGCCGCUCGCGAAGAGCGCCAUCUACGCGUCGGCACGCGCCGUGCCCUGCCCCUCCCCCGCCCACGGGAGUUCGAAGGAGGACGGCGGCGGGGGAGGGGUUCACUCGAUGUACGACCAGUGGCUGGAGGCGGACGCGGGGCCGGACGUGCGGCCGCGCGUGAACUACCUCAACUUCCACUCGGAUACGAUGGGAUUCUUCCUCGAGGGCGGGAUCACUUCGAUAUCGCCGUCGUACAGGUGA
Molecule: messenger RNA, 492 nt
Organism: Priapulus caudatus
Lineage: Eukaryota; Metazoa; Priapulida; Priapulimorpha; Priapulimorphida; Priapulidae
Product: N-acetylated-alpha-linked acidic dipeptidase 2-like
Exons: 1
Coding region: 1-492 (163 amino acids)
Molecular function (GO): carboxypeptidase activity
Source: RefSeq, a predicted model, not a curated record